UUUUUUGUUUUUACCCCUUUAGAUAGUUCUUCUUUCACUUAUCUUGGUUGAUGAAUUGAUUUAUUUAUUUUUUCACUAAAAUAAUGUUAUGAAGUAAAUUUAAACCUAUGAAUUUGAAGGGGGCUAAAAGAAUUUACCUUUAGUAAUGUAUCUUGCUAGUUUGAUUUGUGCAUUUGCAGAAGUUGGGAUUUUUGAUAGUACAAAGUCAUGAUUUUUUGCUCAUACUAGAAAUGUUAGAACUUAAAUUGGAGGCUCAAUGAUUUUGUUCUUACUAAUGCAGUUAUCAAGAAAAAAGAGAUACUGUACGAAAAUGAUUGCUGGCAGAGAAGAUUUAUUGUACUAAAAUUUGGAGUUUUGUCCUGUAAUUUGACUACAACUAUUGCUUGAUAUCUAUAUAAGGACAUUGGUUUUGUCUGCAUUGUCCGGCCUAAUGGUGUGCCGAAUUUCAACUGUAUAUUUUGGGUUGAAAUGAAGAGUCCGAGUAAUGCUGCUGCUUCGAAGGUCUUCUCAUCACACAAAGCUUAAUUAGGCAAAGUAGGAAGAAGGCUUUAACCUUAUAUCAUACACUUGCUGGUUACAUGCUGCUACUCCAAGAUUAAGGAUGAAAAAACUUUUCUUUCCCAAAUCUUCGUCAUCACAUGGAGAAGAACGUCAGAGAUCUCCAGCGAAAAGAGAUAAGAAACAGUCUCCGCAAAAGCAAUGGAAGGCAGUAACUUCAGGAAAUUUGGAGAAUAAGUUACAAAGUUCCGGGCAAUUCUUCUGUGACCAAAAAGUUACUGAGAAAAAAACCAUAUCACGGACAAGGAGCUUAGUUCUAAAGAGGAGCCGGAGCUUUCAAAUGUCAUCAGCAGAGGACAACAAUGGUGGGUUCAGUAAACAAAUCCCAAGUGGAUUGACGGAUUCAAAAAAUAUUACAUCAAGCCUCAGAAUGUGUAAUUGUUCUGAUUGUGAUUAUAACUCCAGAAACAGCGAUUCAAGGACAGAAAGAUUUAAUGUAGCUACCAUUCAAAUACCUCAUGCAGAAGUCUUACGUGACCAUGCUUGUUCCUGCCCGUCCAAUUCAAGUUCACCUCGGAGUUCCUUUGGUUCAACUACAGUCCCAGGGAAAGUGCUAGACCUAUACAUAGAUGGUGAGCAUCAUCAAGAAAGGAAGUUUGGAAUCAGUAGUCUUUAUCCUAGAAGUUCCAAAGAGCGCGAUUUGUUUUUCUCUUCUGAUGUUACAUCUAGAGAGUACUCUUUGGAGUCCAAAAAUCAACACGAGUCUCCAAGAAAGCUUGCAAAAGAUGUGGUUGAAAGACUUCUGAGGAUAGAACAUUUAUGUGAUCCAAAAAAACGUGGAGAUAAGGAUUUAGAUGGGCAAAGGUGUAAGCCCACAGUUGAUAUCUCAGAAAAAAAUUCUCCACUGGAGGAUAUCCUUGACAAGCACUUGGAUGGGAAAAGUUUUACAUUGUUAUCUGAAGAAACGGAUGAUCCCACUGAUUUAGCAUUGCAGUGGAAACUAGAGGAAGUUAAAGAGAAGGUGCGGCUACUCUCUGGCCAGCUUGCUCAUGGAGGAUUGUUUCAGUAUAACAGUGGUGAUUUAUCAGCUUUGUGCCAGACUGUCAGAAGCCUACUUGACGAGGAAAGGAACUUGGCACUUGAUAUGUAUGAUCAAUUACAGAGUCGAAUUGCUGAAAGGAUUGCUGCUAAAGAAGCAGCGUCAAAAUUGAAGGGAGAAAUGAACUCAGCGAUAACAAAACUGGAGAAAGAGAAAGAUGAGAUGCAUUCUCGGUUACAGAAGGAGCUGGAUAGAAGGUCGGGUGAGUGGGAGAUCAAACUUAGAGAAUUUGAAUCAGAAGAGCAGCGAUUAAGAGACCGAGUAAGAGAACUUGCAGAGCAAAAUGUGUCUCUUCAGAGAGAAGUUUCGGGUUUCUACAACAAGGAAAAAGAGUACACUGAUAGAUUAUCACACAUGGAGAUUCAUCUUAAGAAUCUAACAGCUAAAAUGGAUACAACUAAAUCAGAAAAUGACAGUCUGCAGAAAAAACUGUCUGGGAUUCAAGAUAAGUUGAGAGUUGCUGAAGAAGUUCAAUCAUCUAUGGAAAGAAAUUACAAAGAAAAAGAGAGAGAAUAUAUGGAGUUGACCAAAGUAGUUUCAAGGCUACAAGGGACUUGUAAUGAACAAGAGAGAACAGUUGAUGGAUUAAGGCAAUGCUUAAAAUCAGAGAACUUGACAAAUAAGUUGCAAAUAGAGCAACUCCGAUUAACAGGAGUUGAACAGGAUCUGAGGAGACAGCUUGAGACUUCAUCUGCUGAAACGAACACUCUUCGGAGUGAAAACAUAUAUUUGUUGGAGCGUAUAAAAGGUAUGGGAAAAGUGGGUGGAUCCUCAGCUUUGAAGUUGGAGCAGGAGGUCGGAUCUUAUGUUCAGUGCUUGAAAAACACGGGAUUAUCACUUUUGAAUGAGAGUAUCCAAAUGUGUGAAAAUUUGCUCCUUGUUCUCGAGAGGAAAACAAGUUCUGAGGGAUUUGUGGAAUCACAUUCUUUCAUUCAAUAUAGUAUAAAAGUUCAGGGAUUCAGGAAGGAUUUAGAGCAGCUAACAAGAAGCCUACGAAAAACUGCUUCUGUUUUACAGGAGAACACCGAGCUAGUUAGUGUUGAGCCUCAAUUACGUGAUACAGCUAACAGAAAGACAAUUGAGGAUGAUCUGAAAUCCGAGGUCAAGGCAGAGAGACUAUUGACAAGCAUCCUUAAAGAAAAAAUGUAUUCUAAAGAGAAGGAAGUAGAAAAAAUGCAGGUCGAACUAGCCAGAUCACUAAGGAGUCAUGAUGUCCUUAAGAGAGAGAUCCAGGAGGGAGCUGAUGCUGUUUCUUGUGUUAAUCAUAAAAUGAAGAAUCUUGAGCUUCAGAUGAUCAAAAAGGAUGGUACCAUAAAUGAGCUCCAAGGAGACUUACGGUCGUGUGAAGAGGAGCUCACAACAACUCGAGGAAUUUUAGCGAAAGUAAGUCAAGAAAGAGAGUUGAUAUGGCAACAAGUGGAGGAAUAUAGCGAGAAAAACAUGUUGCUAAACCGCGAAGUUGUGUCACUUAAGAAGAAGAUAGAGGGCCUUGAAGAAGAUACACUCUUAAAGGAUGGUCAGAUCUCAAUCUUGAAAGAUAGCCUCAGUAAUGCUAAAUCUUUCAAUAUUCUUUUUGAGUCUGAACAAAUGAAUGAGUUUUGAGCUUUGCUUGCUGGAUUAAAAAAGUGUGAACUUGAAGUUCAGGCGCAAGUCCUGUCAAUGGGUAGUCUAAUUUGAAGUGUUCAUCCGUUCCCUUCAUCAAAUGUUUGCGUACUUGGUAAUAUAUGUGACUCAUAAUGUUGCGACUUGCGAGUCGUAGACUAAAAGAGUAAGAAGGCGAGCACUAAUUGGAGGACGAAGGAAGUAUAAUGUACCUUAUGUACAAGAAUUGGACAAGGGUACUUCUUGGUUUUGGAAUGAAGAGUAGUUGUCUUGUGUUUCGACCAUGUAAGAUAAUUAGAUAGUGUUUUCUUUAGAGGAAGAGAGAUUAAUAUGUACUUGUUUUUUUUUUUUUUCCAAAUAUAUAGGAAAUAAUAUCGAUUACAUGAAUUGUUAUUAGAUUCUGUUUGGUGUAUGUUUUUAAAUAAUAUUUUAAUAUAUGUAAUUAGAAUUAUCAAAAGUAGGGACGAAUUACUUA
Messenger RNA from Beta vulgaris subsp. vulgaris (sugar beet), 3674 nucleotides. RefSeq lists its product as uncharacterized. The transcript is spliced from 5 exons. The record is from RefSeq and is a predicted model, not a curated record. Bases 602 to 3199 code for a protein of 865 amino acids. NCBI's taxonomy places the organism in Eukaryota, Viridiplantae, Streptophyta, Magnoliopsida, Caryophyllales, Amaranthaceae.